Messenger RNA from Hevea brasiliensis (rubber tree), 1160 nucleotides. Its product is annotated as protein LSD1. The record is from RefSeq and is a predicted model, not a curated record. NCBI's taxonomy places the organism in Eukaryota, Viridiplantae, Streptophyta, Magnoliopsida, Malpighiales, Euphorbiaceae. The transcript has 8 exons. The coding region runs from base 362 to 892 and encodes 176 amino acids.
AAGUGGAACCCACCUGAUGCUGCGGUGGUGUUGCCGAAUAAUUUUCGAAAGGGGAAGUUUCCGUUUAUUCAGAAACAAUUUCAACAAUCCACAUUUUCUAUAUAAGCUCUCCCCCGGUUUCUUCCUUUUCUUUUUGACCCAAUAUCAGAUUUCAACAAAUUAUUAAAAAAAUCCCCUUGAUUUUGGGUCCUAAGCCUCCACCUGAUCUCCUUGGUUUCGACGAUCAGCAAAUUCUUCUUGUUUUUAUAAUUUUGUUGUCGUUGUUGUCGUCAAAGAUAAAGAAUUGGGAGUUUUGACUCCUUCUUUUCGAUUUGCUUCUGUAAAGGGCGUAAGGCGGUUCUUCUUUUGAAGCAAUUCAGCUAUGCAGAGCCAGCUUCAGUGUAGUGGCUGUAGGAACAUUCUUCUUUAUCCAAGAGGAGCAGCAAAUGUCUGUUGUGCAUUAUGUAAUGCAAUUACCUCUGCUCCUCCUCCUCCUCCUCCUCUAGGGAUGGAAAUGGCACAACUUAUUUGUUUAGGUUGUCGGACAUGGUUGAUGUAUUCACGUGGUGCAACAAGUGUGAGAUGCUCCUGUUGUCACACUACAAACCCUGCACCAGUAUCUAGCCAAGUUGCUCACAUCAAUUGUGGGAACUGCCGGACAACACUCAUGUAUCCAUAUGGAGCUCCAUCUGUCAAAUGUGCUAUCUGCCAAUAUGUUUCUAAUAUGGCUAAUGUGAGGGUUCCACUUCCUGCGAAUCGACCUAAUGGUGCUACCGGAAUGAUACCAUCUACUUCAACAUCAACACCCCAUUCUCAGACUCAAACUGUUGUUGUGGAAAACCCCAUGUCUGUUGAUGAAAGUGGAAAUCUGGUGAGCAAUGUUGUUGUUGGUGUAACAACAGAACGAAAAUAGUGCGGUUAUUAUGAGAUCCUAUUGUUCAUAUGGCGGCAAACAGUCAUUAUGGAAGUUGAUUGUGUAUAUUUUGUUGGAGAUAACUAAGAUUAACAUUGAUUUAUUAAACUAUUGCACAUGUAUAAGCUCUCAGGGAAAUUUAAGGUGUGGUGUACAUUGUGAGGAUGAGACUUGAUUGCCAGACUGAACUAUUAUUGUGAGUGAUUGUGCUUAUCUGAACAUACCCAUUUUCUAACAAAAAUAAAGCUUUGGAGCAAAGUUAAGGUGA